AUGAGAACAUUAUUUGUCUCCAUAGAUUUGUGGGAGAUAGUAGAAUCUGGUUAUGAAAUCUCAGAAUCUUCCUCAACUUUAACCGAAGCCCAGAAAAAGGAGUUGAAGGAAAACAAAGCUCUUGGAAUGGUACAAAGGAGACUUUCAAAAGCUAUUUUCCCAAGAAUCAUGGGAGCAAAGGCAACAAAAGAAGCAUCAAAGACACUGCAAAAAGAGUUCCAAGGAGAUAAAAAGGUGAGAGCCAUCAAACUCCAAUCUCUUAGAAGACAUUUUGAAAAUAUGAGAAUGAAAGAAAAUGAAAGUGUGAAAGAUUACUCAACUAGAUUUCUGGAGUUAGUAAACCAAAUGAAAGUUUAUGGUGAAGAAAUGUCAGAUCGUAAACUUGUGGAGAAGAUACUAAUUAGUCUACUAGAAAAAUUUGACUCUAUGGUUGCUGUUAUUGAAGAAACUAAAGAUCUUUUUAAAUUGAGUGUUCAAAAGAUGUUAGGUUCUUUAAAAUCCUAUAAGCAAAGGUUGGAACGACACUCUGAGAAGUCAAUAGAGAGUGCAUUCCAAUCUAAGCUGAAUAAGCAACAAUCAGUUGCUCAAUUAUCAGCAGAAGCUGAAUAUGUUUUAGCUACACUCGCCAUAUCUCAAGCAAUUUGGUUGAGAAGAAUUUUAGAAUACAUUGGCGAGAAGCAAGAGGAAGCUAUUGAAAUAUUCUGCGACAACAAAACAGCCAUAGCAAUGGCAAAGAAUCAUGUCUUUCACAGUAGAACCAAGCAUAUUGCAAUUAAGCAUCAUUUCAUCAGAGAUGCCAUUGAAGAAGAAGUGAAGCUGGAGUUCUGCAGGUCAGGGGAACAAUUGGCAGAUAUUUUCACCAAAGCAUUGCCAAAGGAGAAGUUCCAGUAG
Phoenix dactylifera (date palm) is the source of this 891-nucleotide messenger RNA. NCBI's taxonomy places the organism in Eukaryota, Viridiplantae, Streptophyta, Magnoliopsida, Arecales, Arecaceae. The record is from RefSeq and is a predicted model, not a curated record.